Closterium sp. Yama58-4 is the source of this 1752-nucleotide messenger RNA. Lineage: Eukaryota; Viridiplantae; Streptophyta; Zygnematophyceae; Desmidiales; Closteriaceae. The record is from the annotation of a GenBank genome assembly.
AUGCACUCAGCGUCGCUCUGUGACGGAUUCAGUAAAGUGGUUAGAAUUUCCAGUUUCGAGGUGAGGGAGGCGCGGCGGCAGCACCGGAACGAGUUCAUGGCGGUACAGAUAUCCAACGGCGCCAAUGUGUGCCUCUUCAUAGUCAAGAUCAUCGCUUCCAUUGUCAGCGGCAGUCUCGCCAUCCUCGCGUCGACUCUCGACUCGCUGUUGGACCUGCUGUGCGGGUUUAUUCUUUGGUACACAGCCCGCACCAUGCGCCGCACCAACCCCUACAAGUAUCCCAUCGGGAAGAGGCGCAUGCAGCCCCUGGGCAUCAUAGUGUUUGCAUGCAUCAUGGCGUCCCUCGGCUUCCAGAUUCUUUUAGAAGGAGUCCGCAAGCUCACAGACUCGCCUCCCCUCUCCUCCCCCCCGUUCCUCCCCCUUCUCCCGAUUCCUUUCCAGAACCACUCUACGGACCUAGGGCAGAAGUGGGGCGUGUACGUGGGUCUCAUGGGGCUCGUCAUUCUCACCAAGUUCAUCCUCUUCCUCCACUGCCGCCUCUUCUCCCCUCUUGCUGCUUGUCCCAACCACUCAUCAGACCUAGGCGAGAAGUGGCAAGUGUAUGUGGGCAUCAUGGGGCUCGUCAUUCUCACAAAGUUCAUCCUCUUCCUCUACUGCCGCCUCUUCUCGGAUGACAUCGUGCAGGCCUAUGCCCUUGAUCACAUGAUGGAUGUGGUAACCAACAUUGUGGGCCUCGCAGCAGCAGUGCUGGCAGGGGAAUAUGCCUGGUGGAUCGACCCCGUCGGAGCCAUCUUCCUCGCCCUGUACACCAUGUUCAACUGGGGCAACACCGUGCGGGAGAACGUGCGCUCUUUAACAGGACGAACGGCGCCGCCCGCCUUCCUGCAGAAGCUGACGUAUCUGUGCUGGAACCACCACCGGGCGAUCCUGGCCAUUGAUACAGUGCGGGCGUAUACGUUUGGCGCAUCCUAUUUCACCGAAGUGGACGUUGUGUUGCCGGAAGACAUGCCGCUCAAGGAGGCACAUGACAUUGGCGAGGCGCUUCAGAACAAGCUGGAGAGGCUGCCGGAGAUAGAGAGAGCGUUUGUUCAUUUGGAUUACGAGGUGUCGCAUCGGCCCGAGCAUCAUCACCACCUCUCCACGUUCAAUGAUCUGCCCCCUCCACUCCUUUUGUUCCCCCUUCUUCCCCAGUGCCUUCCCGGAGCGAGCCAAUCUGAGACUAGUCAAUUCGGACCUGCAAUUUUCGCUGAGAUCCUCGUGAUCUGUUACUUGACGGCAUCAGCCGCCAUGGCGUCCCUAGACCCGUUCUUCCACCUGACCAGUCUUCCCUACGCGAUUCUCCGCCCGCCGAAGCUCCGCCUAAAGCUCCCGACUUUCUCCUUCCCCCAUCCUAUGGUCGUCUACUGCUUCGUAGUUUUCAGCUAUUUCCUCGUCGUUUCUGGAAUCGUCUUCGACAUGAUUGUCGAGCCUCCCGGCAUCGGCGGCCAUCAGGACGAAGCCACGGGAAAAUUCGUUCCCGAGGUCAUAAUGGCGGGAAGACUGAACCAGCAGUACAUUAUCGAAGGCCUUUCGUCCGGAUUUAUGCUCGUGAUGGGAGGCCUUGGGAUUGUCCUGAUCGACUGGGCUUGCGACAAGCUGCAAACGAAGAACAUGCGGCUGGUGUAUCUGGGUACUGGGCUGUCCAUGGUGGUUAUGAGUUACACCAUGAGCAUGGUGUUCCUGCGGAUCAAGAUGCCUGGCUACCUCCAUUAG